AUGCCAGAUGGCCAGCAGAGAAUUAACCUGCCACCACAAACCACCUACCCUCCAGAUUCACCUGCCACCCCAUACCACCUACCCUCCAGAUUCACCUGUCACCACAGACCACCUACACUCCAGAUUCACCUGUCACCACAGACCACCUACCCUCCAGAUUCACCUGCCACCACAGACCACCUACCCUCCAGAUUCACCUGUCACCCCAUACCACCUACCCUCCAGAUUCACCUGCCACCACAGACCACCUACCCUCCAGAUUCACCUGCCACCACAGACCACCUACCCUCCAGAUUCACCUGUCACCCCAUACCACCUACCCUCCAGAUUCACCUGUCACCGCAGACCACCUACCCUCCAGAUUCACCUGUCACCACAGACCACCUACACUCCAGAUUCACCUGUCACCACAGACCACCUACCCUCCAGAUUCACCUGUCACCCGAUACCACCUACCCUCCAGAUUCACCUGCCACCCCAUACCACCUACCCUCCAGAUUCACCUGUCACCACAAACCACCUACCCUCCAGAUUCACCUGCCACCCCAUACCACCUACCCUCCAGAUUCACCUGUCACCACAGACCACCUACACUCCAGAUUCACCUGCCACCCCAUACCACCUACCCUCCAGAUUCACCUGUCACCACAAACCACCUACCCUCCAGAUUCACCUGCCACCCCAUACCACCUACCCUCCAGAUUCACCUGCCACCUGCCACCACAGACCAUAUACCCUCCAGAUUCACCUGCCACCCCAUACCACCUACCCUCCAGAUUCACCUGUCUCCCCAUACCACCUACCCUCCAGAUUCACCUGCCACCCCAGACCACCUACCCUCCAGAUUCACCUAUCACCCCAUACCACUUACCCUCCAGAUUCACCUGCCACCACAGACCACCUACCCUCCAGAUUCACCUGUCACCCCAUGCCACCUACUCUCCAGAUUCACCUGCCACCACAGACCACCUACCCUCCAGAUUCACCUGCCACCACAGACCACCUACUCUCCAGAUUCACCUGCCACCCCAUACCACCUACCCUCCAGAUUCACCUGUCACCCCAUACCACCUACCCUCCAGAUUCACCUGUCACCACAAACCACCUACCCUCCAGAUUCACCUGCCACCCCAUACCACCUACCCUCCAGAUUCACCUGUCACCCCAUACCACCUACCCUCCAGAUUCACCUGCCACCACAGACCACCUACCCUCCAGAUUCACCUGCCACCACAGACCACCUACCCUCCAGAUUCACCUGUCACCCCAUACCACCUACCCUCCAGAUUCACCUGCCACCACAGACCACCUACCCUGAUGUCAUAUACUGUAAAAGCCUCAGAGUAA
Oncorhynchus mykiss (rainbow trout) is the source of this 1347-nucleotide messenger RNA. The record is from RefSeq and is a predicted model, not a curated record. NCBI's taxonomy places the organism in Eukaryota, Metazoa, Chordata, Actinopteri, Salmoniformes, Salmonidae.